AUGAAAUCUUUUGUCACCUCGAGACAGUUCGACCUUGCUGAUCGUUUUCUUUCGCCUGAUUCCCCUAUCGAUCAUCCCAGCAUGGAUCUCUCGGAUGAUGCUAACGUGCAGGACUGUGCUCUCUACAUCCAUAUGCAGCGACGCGAAUUGAAGGAAGUGCAUCUUAGUUUGGAAGCCAGCUGGAGGGCAAACUUGCUGGAGGACAAACUUGCCGGUGGCCUGUUCAUUUGGAUCAAUACCGCCUUCCGUUACGUGGAGGCAUCGGCCGAGAGAAUGAUGGAUAGGCUCUAUACGGACAUCUUGGGAAAGUGUAACUGGGAUAAGGAGGACUUUGUGCAUGACUACCCAAUGUCUUGUUUCUGA
This is a messenger RNA of Cantharellus anzutake, 363 nucleotides long. RefSeq lists its product as uncharacterized. The record is from RefSeq and is a predicted model, not a curated record. The coding region runs from base 1 to 363 and encodes 120 amino acids. The transcript is spliced from 2 exons. Lineage: Eukaryota; Fungi; Basidiomycota; Agaricomycetes; Cantharellales; Hydnaceae.